GCGCGGGCAGGUUCUCUUUCUCCUCCAAUGGGAACGCGGUGCUGCGAAUCGCGUCAGCCAAUGGAAGCGAAGCUCGGACCUGCGCUUGCCGGAAACGCUCGUUCUCGUUGCGAGGGGCGCGUUCUUGGAGGAGAGUUAGGGUGACGCGCGUCGGAAGAGCAGAGAGACAACCGUGCGCACCCCUAAAAAUCUUGUUGUCCAGCACCGGGGGGCUUUCCGGUAGUAUUAAAGCCGCAUCUCCCUUUUCCAGCAAACACGGAUACAAUGACGGAGCUGAGGCAGAGAGUGGGCCGGGAGCAGGAGGAGGAAGACAAGUUACCUUAUGUUCCCAGCACUUUCCAGGAGACCGAGACUGAGGCUGAAUCUGAAGUCAAAACAGAUGGAGAGACGGCGUCAGACAGCGAAAGCAAAACCGACACUGGCGGGACACAGCAGGGCACUCCUACAGAUGAUACUCCGGAGGUUCUCAACCGAGCCCUGGCCAAUCUUUCAUCUAGGUGGAAGAACUGGUGGGUAAGAGGCAUCCUCACACUGGCUAUGAUUGGCUUUUUCUUUAUCAUCAUCUAUUUGGGACCUAUAGUGCUCAUGAUGAUUGUGAUGUGUGUGCAGAUCAAAUGUUUCCAGGAGAUCAUCAUGAUCGGUUACAAUGUCUACCAUUCCUAUGAUUUGCCCUGGUUUCGCACUCUCAGCUGGUAUUUUCUGCUGUGUGUCAAUUACUUCUUCUAUGGAGAGACUGUAACAGACUAUUUUUUUACACUGGUCCAGAGAGAGGAACCUCUAAGAAUUCUCAGCAAAUAUCAUCGUUUUAUCUCUUUUGCCCUAUAUCUGCUAGGUUUCUGCAUGUUUGUUUUAAGCCUGGUGAAGAAGCAUUACCGACUACAGUUUUACAUGUUUGGCUGGACACACGUCACUCUUCUUAUCGUUGUCACUCAGUCACACCUCAUCAUUCAUAACUUGUUUGAGGGAAUGAUUUGGUUUAUUGUUCCAAUAUCCUGUGUGAUCUGCAAUGACAUCAUGGCCUACAUGUUUGGGUUCUUUUUUGGUCGGACACCGCUCAUCAAGCUGUCACCCAAGAAGACUUGGGAAGGUUUUAUUGGAGGCUUCUUUUCCACUGUAGUCUUUGGAUUGUUGCUUUCAUACGUCAUGGCUGGCUACAGCUACUUUGUGUGCCCAGUGGAGUUUAACAAUGAUACAAACAGAUUCACAGUUGAUUGUGAACCCUCAGAGCUGUUUCAGCUCCAUGAAUAUCACAUACCCGAACUGUUCCAUUCUGUCAUUGGCUGGAAAACUGUUUGGAUGUACCCUUUCCAGAUACACAGUAUUGCUCUCUCUACAUUUGCCUCUCUCAUUGGUCCGUUUGGUGGGUUCUUUGCCAGUGGAUUUAAGAGAGCUUUUAAGAUUAAGGAUUUUGCCGACACCAUCCCAGGCCAUGGAGGUAUCAUGGACAGAUUUGACUGCCAGUAUUUGAUGGCGACAUUUGUGAAUGUGUACAUAGCAAGCUUCAUCAGAGGCCCCAAUCCAAGUAAAUUAAUCCAGCAGUUCUUAACUCUGCGUCCUGACCAACAGAUCCAAAUGUUCAACACACUGAAGUCACACUUAACGGAAAAGGGAAUCUUGGGAAAUGAUAAUGGAGUAUAAGCCACCGGGUUCAACCAGAGACCUGCCAACCAGCAAAACUGGCAUUGCUGUACAAUGAUGCUGUAUUUUGCUCCUUCUCAGAGAAGAGAAGGGAAGAGAAUUAACCCUUUUGCGGCUGGAGAGGGUUGGACAAAACAACAACAAAUCAGAUCCUUUCCCUGUGUAAACAUUUUGUGCUGUGUCCUUUUUGUCCCUCCCCCCUCUUCCUUUUUCUGUCCCAUGUUUACAGAUUUUUAGUUUCUCACUGGCCUAACAGUUCUAACCUCUAGGGCAUCUCAUGCAGAGACUGGGCUGUCUCUCUA
Xenopus laevis (African clawed frog) is the source of this 1940-nucleotide messenger RNA. It is a transcript of the gene cds2.S, whose product is annotated as CDP-diacylglycerol synthase 2 S homeolog. Lineage: Eukaryota; Metazoa; Chordata; Amphibia; Anura; Pipidae. The transcript is spliced from 13 exons. The record is from RefSeq and is a predicted model, not a curated record. Bases 265 to 1638 code for a protein of 457 amino acids. Gene Ontology annotation, biological process: CDP-diacylglycerol biosynthetic process. Gene Ontology annotation, molecular function: transferase activity, transferring phosphorus-containing groups; phosphatidate cytidylyltransferase activity. Gene Ontology annotation, cellular component: endoplasmic reticulum membrane; membrane.